AUCGCCUUCCAGCAACAGCUGCAACACUACAGACUCGAACCCGACUUCAAUCCUCUUGUUCAAGUACUAUUAUCAAUCCUAUAGCAACUGGAAGAGAUAGUCAGCAACCUCGCGCCCCCAAUGUCAAGCGAAAACUACAUGGCAGAUGAAGACUGGACACGCACCAAGCGCUCCACGCCGUGGUACGACGACGGAAACAUCGUCCUUGUAUCGGCCAACUCGUCCGCCCUCUUUCGCGUUCAUCGGGGCAUUCUAUGUUCCUAUUCGACCAUCUUCAAAGAUAUGUUCACGGCCUCUCACGAAGGUGAAGAGGUAAUAGACGGUUGCCCCGUAGUGCACAUGCAUGACACGGAAGACGACCUUAAGCAUGUGCUCAUGGCCAUGUACAGUCGCAGCUACUUCCCAUCUGGGGCUAAAUCUGCGCCCGUCACAGUGAUAGCUGCGUUCCUCCGUCUGGGCAAAAAAUACGAGAUUAGUGAUUUAUAUGAUGAAGCUCAAGCCCAUCUAGAGAUUGACCUCCCGGACAAUUUCGAGGCGUAUGUCACAUCUCAAAGUUCACCUUGGAAGAUAACAUCGGUCCCGAACACGAGUCACGACGUCGCUAUUGCGGUUGCCAACAUCGUGCGAGAGGCGGGCCUCCUUUCCAUGCUGCCAGCGGCAUUGCACAUGUGCAUGGAUUGCUGCACUAUGGAGGAAAUAUUUGCUGGUCUCCGCGACGAAAAUGGAAAUGUGGGGCGAACUCUAUCUCUGGAGAACCAGCAGGCCUGCGCACUUGCUAUUCAACCGUACCAUGAGCUAACAGGACAGACGUUUGCCUUUGUUCAAACCUCACUUUCGACCUGCACUAGUCGCACAACGUGCCAACGCGCGAAACAAGCCUUCCUCGCCGAAAAUUUCUUUCCUUCACCGAAGCUUACUCCACUGGCUGACUGUGAUGAAGAGUUUUUGGAAGCCCUUUGUCCAGCAUGUGCUACGGAUGCCCGUUCUUUGCACCGUGAUAGCCGCAAGGAAGCUUGGCGUCGUCUUCCCGGCAUCUUUGGGCUUCCCGACUGGACUGAACUUGUUGAAAAAGAACUAAGCUAGCGCAGGGGCUUGCUCCGGUGUCCCUCGAAACCUGCCUGGUUAUAUGGGGAGACACCCACUUAGCCGCGACAACAUAUACUCGAGCCUAGCAUCAUUGAUUGCUCAUACUUUUGUUGGUCUUAUUCAGCGCUUGCCUGAUGUUCCAUUUCUUGCAACCUGGUAUACGGGAUCAUCGUCAUUUAUUCUUUGGAAACUCUUGCAAACGUUGACUCGACGAGUCCUUCGCUGACCGUACUAAUAUCUAGUUGUCGUAGUUGAUAUCUUAGUAUAAACUUGCUUUCU
Messenger RNA from Coniophora puteana RWD-64-598 SS2, 1365 nucleotides. RefSeq lists its product as uncharacterized. Gene Ontology annotation, molecular function: protein binding. The transcript has 3 exons. Lineage: Eukaryota; Fungi; Basidiomycota; Agaricomycetes; Boletales; Coniophoraceae. The record is from RefSeq and is a predicted model, not a curated record. The coding region runs from base 121 to 1083 and encodes 320 amino acids.